AUGUUUGAACAUAUACUGCGGUUCCACGCCGGCAAGUUGUUGGCGCAGGGAUCACUUGCGUGUCGUUGCGCGAAGCUGCUGCAGAACGGCCGGUUAAAGGCAGCCUGUGAACGACGAGGCUUCUCAGCACUUAGUACCACGCCACACCCUGAGAUUGACCGCCUGAAGGCGCUUCUAUCGCACACAUCUCACGAGCCUUCCUAUGUCUACUCGGAGACUGUAAGAGAGCACAUCGCCAACAUACGGAAAAACCUGGAGCCGUCUGAGGACACACAAGCGUCAGAUAUCGUCCAAAGGCUGGCAGAGGAUGCCGAUAGGUACCACGAUGUGCUCGUGAAAUACAUGCAAAACCGUGACCGUUACAACCAGGUGAGCUUAGACAAGCCUGCCGGUGGGACUCCGGCGGUAGUGACUCCCGCUGCCAGAUGUGGAAAGCAUUCAAACGCCACGCAGGCAGUGCAGACGAAAAUCACCAACGACGCGAAUAUCAAAUACGGAGUGGUCGGGGUGGCAUUCAUGUGCGUGUUUGGGUCGCUAGGCUUCUCGCUGCACCCGGGAUGCGCCCUAGGUGGCUACAUCUACAGGCCGGUUUUCAGGCAGAGCCGCUUGAAGGAAGAGACCAUGAAAACGGCGGAACAGCUAAUACGAAGCAACAGAGAAUGCAAACAGCAAAUGCGGCAGCUGCAUCACGAGAUCGGUGAGCUGGUUGGUCAGCUCGAGGCGCAUCUCGCCAAAACACUUGAAAAGUAG
Messenger RNA from Babesia bigemina, 750 nucleotides. RefSeq lists its product as hypothetical. The transcript has 4 exons. NCBI's taxonomy places the organism in Eukaryota, Apicomplexa, Aconoidasida, Piroplasmida, Babesiidae. The record is from RefSeq and is a predicted model, not a curated record. Bases 1 to 750 code for a protein of 249 amino acids.